Messenger RNA from Thunnus maccoyii (southern bluefin tuna), 3370 nucleotides. It is a transcript of the gene degs2, whose product is annotated as delta(4)-desaturase, sphingolipid 2. The record is from RefSeq and is a predicted model, not a curated record. The coding region runs from base 122 to 1090 and encodes 322 amino acids. The transcript has 3 exons. Gene Ontology annotation, cellular component: membrane. Gene Ontology annotation, biological process: sphinganine metabolic process; ceramide biosynthetic process. Gene Ontology annotation, molecular function: sphingolipid delta-4 desaturase activity. Lineage: Eukaryota; Metazoa; Chordata; Actinopteri; Scombriformes; Scombridae.
GGUUACACCUUCAGCCUGCAAACCUGCAGACCUGUGUUGAGUGGGUGUGCCCCGAUACUGAGAAGCUUUGAUGACACACAUAACGCCACAGUUGCUUCGUACACAGUAGUACGGGACAGUCAUGGGGAAGACAGGUGGAAGAGGCGACUUUGAAUGGGUCUACAAUGACCAGCCGCACACUUCAAGAAGAAAAGAAAUACUGGCCAAAUAUCCAGAGAUCAAGUCCCUGAUGGGUCCAGACCCCCAGCUGAAGUGGGUGGUAUCAGGCAUGGUCCUAACCCAGCUCUUGGCCUGUUACCUGGUUCGCGACCUCUCCUGGAAGUGGAUCUUCUUCUGGGCUUAUGCCUUCGGUGGCUGCAUUAACCACUCCUUGACCCUGGCUAUCCACGACAUCUCUCACAACGUGGCCUUUGGCAACAAGCUAGCAAAGUGGAACCGCUGGUUUGCCAUGUGGGCCAACCUGCCCAUUGGGGUGCCUUACUCCGCCUCCUUCAAGAAGUACCACGUCGAUCACCAUCGGUAUUUGGGAGGCGACCAACUGGAUGUCGACAUCCCUACAGACUUUGAGGGAUGGUUCUUCUGUACACCUGCCAGGAAAAUCCUCUGGCUCUUCCUCCAGCCCUUUUUCUAUGCCCUGCGCCCCUUGGUGGUCAAUCCCAAACCAGUGUCACAGCUGGAGAUCCAGAAUGCAGUUGUUCAGCUCACAGUAGACUUAAUUAUCUACUAUCUGUGGGGGCUGAAGCCCAUCGUUUACCUCAUUGCAGGAUCUAUCCUGUGUAUGGGACUGCAUCCUAUCUCUGGGCAUUUCAUAGCUGAGCAUUACAUGUUUCUGAAGGGUCAUGAGACAUAUUCUUACUAUGGAUCACUGAACUGGAUCACCUUCAAUGUUGGGUAUCACAUGGAGCACCAUGACUUCCCAAGCAUACCUGGCAGUAAACUACCUCAGGUGAAGCAGAUCGCAGCAGAGUAUUACGACUCCCUGCCUCAACACACCUCCUGGACCCGGGUAUUAUGGGACUUUGUGUUUGACGACAGCAUCGGCCCCUAUGCCAGAAUCAAACGGGAAUACAAGCUAAGCAAGCAGGAAUAAAUCUGUGACUGUGUUUCCCUCCAAGACAGGAAAGGGAAUUUGAGUCGUAAAAAUCUAUGGACUACUGUUAAAUACCAUUAUAUCCUCUAGUUUAAAUGUUUUUUCCCACGUAGUGUGUGGUUGUCACUGUAUGGAAAACGUAUAACAUGUUGAACAUCCUCAACUUAAAUCACAGUAAUACAUAGUUCAUCAAAAUGGGCAGAAUUCAGAUACAGCUUGGAUGGUUUCUUCACACCAUUAUUUAUUCAUGAUUCUAUUCCUGCUAUAAACAGAUGACCCGUCAUUGUAGUGAUGACGUUUCUUUGUACCCAAAAUGAUGUUGAAAAGCUGUGAUUUUCUUAUCUGUAGUUUGAGACAACAGAUGAUAGUAUUCAACAGCAAUAAACCUCAUAUUUUUGUUAAAGGUAAAGGUCACACACAUUCUCAUUAAGUUUUCCAGACAUGACUGCCUCUAUAGAUUUCUUUUCCUGCCUACAAGCAAUACGUCAGGCCUCUUAAGGAUUUCUCAAUGUGAUAAUUAGGCACACAAAGCCUCUCAGAUUACCCAAUACAAUUUCACAUCCAUCACGCAGAACAGUGCUGAGGUGGAAAAUGAGCAUUGAAACUUACCUGUCAGUAAGAGGAGCCUUUUCUUCAGUGAUGCCUCAGUCUGCUUGUUCACAGCUCUGUCUUGCUGUAAACUGUUUGGUUAUGUCUACAGGGAGCGGACAAAAUAACAAAAACUUUAUAAUGCAAAAAAGUAGUUCUUUUGAACAUUUCAGUUAGUUUUUUGUUUUAGGGGUGUUGAAUGAAGUUGAUGGUCAUCUUUGAGGCUGCAUUUUUCAUAUGUUGCUCAUCAAAAAUCCCAUAGAGUGUUAAGGUAGUGCCAAUUUUAUAAAAAUGAGACUUAUUGGGAUGAGUACCCAUCACCAUUUUCAUGCAAAUAUACAGGAACAACAUGCUACAGGGCUAGAAAUAGGACAUACUCCCUCAAUUGCUUGUCCAGGACAAAAUAUACAAUUUUAUGUAAUAAGGUGAGGAGCAAAGUCUCAAGAAAACCGCAUUUGCAAAGAAAAGCAGUAGUCCCUCACCAACAGGAUAAUGACAGCAUCACAAACUGCAGCAAAUCAACACUUCUGACCAUCUGAGUUAAAAAAAGAGCUUAAUCAAAUUAGUAGUGUUGGUUUACUGUAUUGUAUGGUGUUUGUUAUUUUGUCCACUCACUGUAUGUAUAAUUGAAUCGAUGUGUUAUGAUAAGCAUGAUCUUGUGUCCUAUAUAAAUAUCCUAUAUAAAAAAGUAAAAGAUUGUUAUAAAUAACUACUAAAAAUAAUGAGUUUACUGUUAUUUGUCAUUUCCUGUUUGUGGUAACCAGAUGUCUUAUUCUCAAGCGACCCUUUUUUUAUUUACAUACAUAUUUAAAAUACACCCUGAAGGUGAAAACCACUUUAACUUUCCACACAUACUGUAUGUACCAAAACACAUGGGACUUCCGCUCGAGAUGGUAAGUGAAAACACACACACACACACACACACAGAACAGGAUAUUGCGCAGAUGGUUGACACGUCUAUUGGUUUUGUUUGAAUGAAUUUACUUCCAGCUUUGAAAUCAGAACGUAGUUGAGAGCGAACAGAGUGGAUAGAAUGCAACAACCGAUAUUCAAUCAAAUCCUUCCUUCAAAGACACAUUUAGCUACCAUCACAUAGGCCUACUGUACCAUUCACUUUCUGCACAUUCUUAUCUAGGUAAAAUUUGCAUAUUGCCAGAGCAACCCCCUCAUUUUUUUUUCACAUUGCUACCAUUAUCAAGUUCAACAUGUCAUAUAUAUAGAGGGAAAUCUUCAUGGAAACAAACCACUAUAAUAAAUGUACCACCGUUUGUGUGUUUUUUUUCCUUUUUAUUACUUCUCAAACCAAAUGAAAACUAAUUUAUAGAGGUGGGGUUUCAUGCAUACUCGGGAGGUUCACAAAGUAUAGGAUGACUAAUAGAUAGUACUACAUUGUUUUAUAUCUAGGUAAAACCAGGUGGCACAUUUACAGUUAUCGGCCUGUUUUGUGAAUGAUCCCCAAGUUUUAAAUGAUCUCACACAUCUGAACAGGUAGAGAGAAACCUUUACCUCGGUCACACUGGAGUCAUAGAGCAGACUAUUAUUUCUCAUGUUAUUGACUUCCUUGAUUAAUUGCCAAAAAUUGCUCAUUUGUAACGUGUUAUGCCUUGGAUGUGGAGGAAAGGGGUAAUUUCAAAGGCUAAUUGUGAUUCAAACAUUGAAGUUUUCCAACAUCUCUGGAGAGAAAAGGUUAGA